Messenger RNA from Heterocephalus glaber (naked mole-rat), 6492 nucleotides. RefSeq names its product RP1 axonemal microtubule associated (gene Rp1). Gene Ontology annotation, molecular function: protein binding. Gene Ontology annotation, biological process: axoneme assembly; intracellular signal transduction; photoreceptor cell development. The record is from RefSeq and is a predicted model, not a curated record. Gene Ontology annotation, cellular component: axoneme. NCBI's taxonomy places the organism in Eukaryota, Metazoa, Chordata, Mammalia, Rodentia, Bathyergidae.
CAAACAAGAGGCCAAGUUCACUCCUUGGCAGCAGCUGAGCAACAAGCCCACAGCAAGAUCGCAAGCAAAAUGAGUGAAACUCCUUCUACUAGUUUUUCCAUGAUUCACCCGACUUCUUCUGAAGGUCAAGUUUCUUUUCCUCGCCAUUUAAGCGUCACUCAUCCUGUCGUGGCCAAACGGAUCAGCUUCUACAAGAGUGGAGACCCCCAAUUCAGCGGAGUCACGGUCGUGGUCAAUCCUCGCUCUUUUAAGACCUUUGAUGCUUUGCUGGACAACUUGUCGCGUAAGGUGCCCCUGCCUUUUGGGGUGCGGAACAUCAGCACCCCUCAGGGAAGGCACAGCAUCACGAGGCUGGAGGACCUGGAGGACGGCGAGUCCUACCUGUGCUCCCAUAGUAAGAAGGUGCAGCCGCUGGAUCUGGACAAAGUGCGCAGGCGCCGGCCGCCCUGGCUCAGCAGCCCCGCUCUGAGAGCUCGCGCGCCCCGCUCUUCUGCAGUCGCGGCCUCUCCCGCGCCUUGUCCCCCGCGGAGCCUCGUGGUCUUCAGGAAUGGCGACCCGAAGACGAGGCGCGCGGUGCUUCUCAGCAGGAAGGUCACCCAGAGCUUCGAGGCCUUUUUGCAGCACCUGACAGAGGUCAUGCAGUACCCAGUGGGCAAACUGUAUGCUACAGAUGGAAGGAAGGUUCCCAGUCUCCAGGCAGUGAUCCUGAGCUCUGGAGCAGUGGUGGCAGCAGGAAGGGAGCCAUUUAAACCAGGAAGUUAUGACAUCCAAAAGUUCUUGCUUCCUGCUAGAUUACUAGGGAUCUCUCAUCGUGGGCACCGGAAGGGAAACGCUAAAGCAGAAAACAAAAAGAUGAGCACGCAUAUACCCUUAAUCUCAAGAUCCCAGAUUUAUUCUCUUUCUUCUGAUAAAACACAUGAUUCUUAUUCAGACUAUUCUUUUGCUCCUGAAAAUUACUUGACCUUAGAAAAACGUAAUUCUCAGAACUUAUCAGUAUAUCCUUCUGAAGAUGAUAUUGAGAAAUCAGUUACUUUUAAUCAAGAUGGUACUAUGACAGUUGAGGUGAAAGUUCGAUUCAAAAUAAAAGGAAAGGAAACUAUAAAGUGGACAACCACUGUCAAUAGACCAGGUCUUUUAAAUAAUGAUGAAAAGAGUGAGAUAAGCAGUAUUCCGGGAAGGACAGAUGAUCGAUCAUCCAGUUUGAAGCUUGCUGCAUGUUCAUUGUCUGAGGAUGUCUCAGGCAGUAAUCGAGAGGGCAGUUUGGCAGAGGAAAUAAAAACUCAAAUAACAGAUCAAGAUAAUGAAACUUGGAGUACUGCUAGUUGGGAUAAUCCUGCUAUGGACACAGAUAUCAUUAAGGGAACUCAGGCUCAAGUGAAGCAUCGUUUUUAUAGGCCCCCUACACCCGGACCAAGGGGAGUGAGACAAAAGAAAUCUGUGAUGCGGAGUGUGACCUUAGUAUCUGAAACAGAAGUCCAGGAGAAACAGUUUUCCUAUAGUGAGAAAAGGGAAGGCAGGGAAAACAAAUCAGAGUAUCAUAUGUUUGCACAUUCUUGUAGUAAAAUGUCAUCAUUAUCUAACAAACCUGUACUUGUUCAGAUCAAUAACAAUGAGCAGAUGGAAUCACCCUUAGAAGGAAUAAAGGAGAGCAAACUCCUCAGGUCAAGUGCAGUGAGUGCUGGUGUGAUAGAAAUUACAAGUCAGAAGAUGGUAACGAUGUCCCAUAAUAAUGACUUACCAUCAGCUAUAUCUGAGAACUCAAUUGUGGAGAAAGGUGUAGUUGAUAGUGUCAUACCAGACAAUAAAACUGAUGAUAUCAAGAACUUCAGAACUUACGAUAAUACAAAUGAUAGGUUCAGUCCUGUUUCAGCAGAGGCAAGUCAUUCUUCAAGUAACAAUUCUGUAACUGACAAAAAUAUUUCUGAGACUCCAGCUUCAGUAGGAUCCUCUACUAUAACCACAAGAAUUGAUAGACUAACUAAUGAAUUUGCACAGUGUGGUUUAAUAGAACCUCCAGAGCAUGAAAAGCAGAUCUUGUCACCUGUUGCCAGCAAAAAGAAGAAGAAAUCACAGCAGCAAAUGAUCAACUCAAGGUAUCAAGAUGCAGAGAUUGUAACCAAAAGAAUCUCUAAGGAGAGUAACAGAAUAAACACAGGAGGUACAAUUGCACAGGAAACCAUAUCACAAGAUUCAGACUGUUCCCUUAAAGGAAGGAUACUUUGUGAGGAAGACCUACAUACAAUUGGUAUGGUAAUUAAAUCAAAUCAUUUUAGUACCAAAAGUAAUCUCAGUCCCACAGUUUCCAAGAAUUUCCGUAGACAUAAAUUAAAUGGUAUUCAGAAUCUUAAGGUUCAAGGAUUUGUAAGCAAAAGAAAACCCGGUCCAGUAAAGAAAAUAAGCUUAGGAGCUUCUGAAAAAGGAGAAAGUAGUCAAGGAGAUAAAGUACUUCCCCAUUAUGAAUCUAAGUAUUACAAAAAGACUUCAGAAAAUCAAAGUUUAUUCCAUAUGUUUAACUUGUGUGAGCAAAAACAAAGAGCUUUUUCUAGACCACAAUCUCAAGCAGAAAUGGCAUCUAGGAAUUUGAUAGGAAUGGCAAAAAUGAGCUUAGUUCCAAAAUUUAGUGAUUCACAUGUAACUUUAAAAAGCCAGAAAAAACAAAAAGAGAAUAAACUGAAGUCAGGAGUUUUUGUAAGUAAACAAUAUACUAAAACCAGGGAAAAUUCUUUAGCUUCUUUGAAAAAAGCUGCUUUUUCUGAGGAUAUGGCCCAUCAUUCAGAAAAUCAUAUAGAGAGAUGGUUACAGAACAUAAAUCCAUAUCCAACUUUAAUACCUAGAAAGUCAGCUGUAAGACAGAAAAAUAAAAGGACUGUGGCAAGUUAUAACAAUAGUGGUUUUCUAGGAUCUAAUCUCCAUAAAAAUUCUGUAAAAGGAAAUAAUUUUGUUAUAGAAAGUAGUAAGCACAUAACUAAAAGUGCCAAUUUGACAGGAGAUAAUCUAUGUAAAGGAAGGGGCAAAUCUCUUAAUGGUGAAGAAUUUCACAAAGAUCUCUAUGAGAGCCAAGUUGGGUCUCUGAAGUCUCUGAAUGGUGCUUGCUUAGUUUCCCUGCAUGAAUAUUGUACUUUGUCACCAUCAGCUAUUAAUGAUCAUAAUACUGAAAGUCAGAUAUCCUCUGAAAAGUCAGGACCAGAGGUAAGCCUUGUUCACCAUGAAAUAAACCUAGCUACAAAAGGGCAAAGUGUAGAGGCUGCUGUUCAAGUAGAUCUCGUGGAAGAGAAUACUUCCAAAGACCUUGUACCAGUUCUGUUGCUUCAACAACUGCAAGCUUCAAUUUCCAGCAUUCACGAACCUCAGAAUGGAGCUGUUCAAAUGCCAGGGUUGCUUGUAGACAUUCCCUUCUCUUCCGUGAUAUGCAAUUCAUCUGCUGAUCUCCUUCUUGCUUGGCUCUUGGUGUUAAAUCUAAAGGGAAGUAUGAGUAGCUUCUGUCAGGGUGAUGCUCAUAAGAUUACCAAUAGUUCUUCAGAACUACUUACAUUGUGGGAGGUACUAAGGCACAUUGCCAUCACAGAGGAAGCUGAUGACUUGAAAGCUGCUGUUGCCAGUUUGGUGGACUCCACUACAAAUUGCAUUGAACCCAGUGAAAAAGAACAUGAUAUGGUUCCAGUAGGCCUUUCUGAAAAGUGCAGCGCAGUCAACAUUCAGAAAGCUCCAGACUGCAGUGAAAUUGAAAGAAUACAGAAAAUCUCUUUGGAUGGAGGCUACUCUGCCUGUGAGGCCUGUGGUUCUGAAAUUCGUGUUUCAAAUACUUGUUCUCCAUAUGAGAUGUGCACUGUGAAUAAGACUUACCCUCAAAAAGGCUUACAUAACCCCAGUGAUGCUUUUUCCCCUGUUGACUGUGUCAUAAAUAAGACUUCUAUGAAUAAGGCUUGUUUCCUGGGAGAAGUCUUUUCAUUUACUGAUGCUGUGCCUUCCCAUGAGGCUUGUGUGCAAAAGGAGAACCAUACUUAUGAAGUAGCUUGCCCAACUGAUGAAACUCAUGUUACCACGAGAGUCUGCAAUAACACUGACUCUUUAAAUUGCAGAGAAAACAAAUGUAUUUAUAACUUGGAAUUUAUUGAAGAGUUCAAAAGAAUUGAUGAAAUUCAGAAAGGCCUAAAUAUCUUGGCAGAUCCUGGGUAUAAAAAUGAAUGUAAUACAUCAGCGUUACAACCAAAUGUCUGUAAUUUAAGUCCUGGUGGCAUUUGCCUAAGUAAAAGUGAUCUGGAAUUUGAUACAAAACACAGCUCUCUACGUGAGUUUAAAAGUGAACCAUUAAAGAGAUUUCAGGAUAAAAAUACAUAUUCUUCUUUUGAUAAAGAAGAAUCAAGGACUUCUGAAGAACCAGGAUCAAUAACCAACAGCAUGACAUCAAAUGAAAGAAAUAAUAUAUCCGAAUUGGAAUCUUUGGAAGAAUUAGAAAAUCAAGACAAUGAUAUCUGUAAUACAAUGGUAAACUUAUGUGAGCAAGCCACUGAAGAAUCACUCACAGAAGAGCUAGAGACUAGUAGCAAUUUGAAAUUGAUAGACAUAUCUAGUGGGAAUAUUAUAGAAGAAGAAAGAAAGAAUGGUAUAAUUUCUGAGACAAUCAAUAGGAGGCAGGUGACACCACCAUCUUUAGUUUUUUGCUAUGAUUCUAAUCCAAAUGCCGAAAAGGAGAUCAAUUCAAGAGAAAGUAAGGUGAGAAUUAAAACGAUGGUGAAAAACAUGGAAAUGGGAAGUUAUUCAGAGUCUUCGCAUGAUUUUAAAAAAUGUUUCAAAAGUCCAGUGACUUCUGACUGGCCAGAUUGUAGACCAGACAGUGAGAGUGAGCAGCAGUGUAAAACUUCCAGUGAUGACCACAGUGACAGUGGUGACAGUGGCCAAGAGAAAGAACAUAAUAAAGGAUUUGUUAAAAGGGCAAUAGAAAAGCUUUAUGGCAAAGUGGAGAUUGUUAAACCAUUUUUUUUUUCUGGAUCUAUACACAGUUCUCAAGUUUGUCCUUACAGUUCUGUGGAAUUUCCGGGUGCUAGGAAAUCAAGUUUUUAUGAUUCUGAAGGUCAAUCAUUUGGUUCUUUUGAACAGGUAUCUAAUAUUUCACCUAUGUUACAGGAAUUCCAGGAGGAAAAGCAAAGUAAAUGUGAUGUUAAUGGUGUGAGGGACAGUUAUCAUGGGGAUGAAAUUGUAGAACAUGGUACAAAACAAAGUGAUCGUAAUAGGACGACCCUUAGAGAAGAAGAGGAAGGAGAACUGAUUGACAAAGGCAAAUGGCUACUGAGAAAAAAUCAUUUGCUAAGGGUGUCAUCUGAAAAUCCUGGCAUGUAUGGCAAUGCAGACACCACAUCAGUGGAUACCCUCCUUGGUAAUAACGGGAAUGAGGUGUCAUAUUCACAUUUUGGGAAUUUGGCUCCAGGCCCAACUAUGGCUGAAUUAUCGUCUUCAGAACUGGAGGAACUGACUCAACCCCUUGAACUGAAAUGCAAUUACUUUAACUUGCCUCAUGGCAGUGACUCUGAACCUUUCUUUGGGGAUUUGCUAGAUGUUCAGAAUAAAACCUGUGCCAAGGAAAGAAUACCAAAUCAUUAUACAGAGGGUAAAGGUAAUCAGUCAGAAAGAGUAUGCUCAACUGUUACUCAUGCUUUUACAUCUGGUGCUAACAAAGUCCACCCUGUCUCUGAUGAUACUAUUAAAACCCAACCGUUACCUGGGAGCAGUAUGACUCAUGGUGCACUUCAGGAAGGUGACUCUUUGGAUAAACUUUAUGCUCUUUGUGGUCAACAUUGCCCAAUACUAACUGUUAUUAUCCAACCUGUGAAUGAAGAAAACCGAGGAUUUGUUUACCGGAAAGAUUCGGAUAUUGAAAAUGCCUUGGGUUUCCAUUUAUGGAUGAGGAUAUACCCACAUUUUCUAUUGUCAAAUAAAAACAUGUUCAGGAAUAAGGACAAUAAAGCAAGUAAGAGAAAAGAAUUUGUUGAUAAUGCCAUUGGUGAUUCAUUUGAUCAGCUUUAUUUCAAUAACAUGUUUGGCUUGACAGAUAAGAGCUUGGACUUAGAGGAAAAAAGUAAUUUGAAGAAAUUUCAGUCGUAUUUAAAGCAAAGGGUUUGUGUGAAUUUCUUGCACAAACUUUUGUUUGUUGUGAGCGAUAUGAAUUCAAAUACAGAAAACCUCAGCAGUUGGACAGAUGAUAUCUUUAAAACAGUUGAUGAGAAUAACAACUUACUAGUUAACAGAUUCCAGAACUUAACAACAAAUCUCAAGCAUAUAGUAAGAGAAAAUAUCAAUUGUCAUUUCUCCUUCAAAAUACUUGGUCAAACCUGCCUAUUAGAUAUUUGCCAAGUUGGAACAUCCUUAAGUAUUAGCAAAAGAAAAAUAUUAGAAAUAUAUUAUGUUUUUGAGGGUGAAAAUAUUUUCAUUUGGGAAGAAGAAAACCAAUUACAUUUUACUGAUCUUGAAAGCAACAAUGAGCAAGGUGAUUUAUAA